UCACUAUAUUUACUUUAUCGUUUAUCAAUUACUGACUUAUUCAAUUUCCGAAUUGCCUUGGGGAAAGAAGCAAGGACAUUGCUCGAAGUUAUUGGUUCUAUUAUUACACAUACAGAAACUUUAACGUUGUUCAAUUAAUUCAUUUCUAACAACAGUACAAACGCACGAAAUUCCAUUAAAAUGUCUUCGAUUUACUCGGACUUAUCAGAGGAAAAUCCGAGAAAACUUAUACCUGAACUGUGUCGCCAGUUUUACAAUUUGGGAUGGGUGACGGGAACAGGAGGAGGCAUAAGCAUUCGUUUAGAAAACGAGAUUUAUAUUGCCCCAUCCGGCGUACAAAAGGAAAGAAUUCAACCCGAAGAUCUCUUUAUCCAAACAAUUAACGGAGAAGAUAUCCUGACACCCCCAGAAUAUAAAAAACUGAAGAAGAGCCAAUGCACUCCAUUGUUUAUGCUAGCGUACCGUCUUUUUGAUGCUGGCGCAGUCAUCCAUACGCACUCGAUAAAGGCCGUCAUGGUCACGUUAUUAUGGCCCGGCAAAGAAUUUCGUUGUACGCACUUGGAGAUGAUUAAGGGAAUCUACAACUAUAGGCUACAGCGAUACCUUCGGUACGAUGAGGAGUUAGUUGUUCCGAUUAUCGAAAACACGCCACUGGAAAAGGAUUUGGAAAAGGAGAUGAACAGAACGAUGGAAUUGUAUCCAGGUGCAUCUGCUAUUCUUGUUCGACGCCACGGCAUAUAUGUGUGGGGAGAUAAUUGGCAGAAGGCAAAGGCUCAGACCGAAUGCUACGAUUACUUAUUUGAAGUUGCAAUCGAAAUGAGAAAGUGCGGAUUCGAGCCGAAUGAGAAUCCGGACAAAUUGCACAAAGAGUAAUGGGAAGGAAAACUUAUAUCGAAAAAAAUCGCAUUUUAGUUGUGUGUGUGUAAAAUUUAUGAAUAAGAAUGAUAGAGCCGACUUCUAUGUUGUACUAUAGAAAAGCGAAAAAAGUAAUUUUUACCCGAACAAUAAAAUAUGUGACCAACGAACUUCUAAAUGACCAAAUAUAUACUCGUGUUUACUAGAAA
This is a messenger RNA of Bradysia coprophila, 1064 nucleotides long. RefSeq names its product putative methylthioribulose-1-phosphate dehydratase. Gene Ontology annotation, molecular function: metal ion binding; methylthioribulose 1-phosphate dehydratase activity. Gene Ontology annotation, cellular component: cytoplasm. NCBI's taxonomy places the organism in Eukaryota, Metazoa, Arthropoda, Insecta, Diptera, Sciaridae. The record is from RefSeq and is a predicted model, not a curated record.